CCUAUUAUCCUUUCUUCAUACUUCUAUUUCUCCCUCCUUUUUAUAUCUCCUUCCUCCUCUGUUUUUUCUAUCUAUUCCUCUGUUUUUCCCUGAUUUUUUUGUUUUUUUACAUCCUGAACAAUUCUCCAUUAGAAGAAAUGUGGGCAGCAGGGGCUGAUAAUCAAGGCAACUUCCUUGGCCGGAUUAGCAUCCGUCGAAACCAAGUCGCUUCCAUGGAAGGAGAAGCUGAAGAUUUAGAGCUUUUUCAAAGAAAAAUUUGUGAUUGUUUUUCUGAUCUUUUACCUCCUUCUAAUACUAAAAAAGAUAACAAUCAUACACCUCUCUUACCGCCGUCUCUUUCUCUCACCACCACGACCGUUGAUCCUCCUAUUGACGGCGAUAACGACGGAGAUACCACCCCUUUUGCUGGUGGUGAGACCCUCCUUUCGAUUCCUUGGCUUAGGAAGCUUUUAGAUGCAUUUUUAUGUUGCGAGGCGGAGUUUAAGGCUGUUCUUUUAAUGGGAAGAGAACCUUCUCAGAUUGCGAAAUCACCGCUUGAUCGUAUGAUUCCUGAUUUUUUGGAUAGAACUGUUAAAGCUAUGGAUGUUUGUAAUGCAAUUAGUCAUGGUGUUGAUGCUAUUAAAUUUAUGCAAUCUCAAGCUCAAAUCAUUGUUUCUGCUUUGGAACAAAGGCCCUUCACUGAUGGUCAGAUAAAGAGGGCUAGAAGAGCAUUAGCAGCAUUACAGGGUUCAAUUGUGGUGGAUGAGAAGGAAAACAACGGUAAAUCAACGGAACGAUCAUGGUCCUUUGGAAGACGUACAGGCGGCGCCGGCGCGUCAGUCAAGGAACGCCAUCACGCGCCGAAUUUCUCAUGGAGCGUGGCGAAGCAUUGGUCAGCCGCAAAGCAAAUUCAAUCCAUCUCCUCCAAUCUAUACCCGCCACGUGGUGGAGAGUCAACCGGUUUAGCCCUUACAGUGUAUAUCAUGAGCGUGGUCCUUGUUUUUGUAAUGUGGACACUAGUAGCUGCAAUUCCAUGUCAGGACAGGGCCGGGCUUGGGACCCAUAUCCCUGUACCAAAGCAAUUAAAUUGGGCCCAUGGGAUGUGUGGGAUUCAGGAAAAGAUAGCUGAGGAAUGGAAAAGAAAGGAAAAGAAAGGGUCAGCUGGACUAGUGAAAGAAGUGGUGAAGGUUGAGAAAUUGGGCCAAUCAUUGGUGGAGUUUGCAGACAAUUUUCAAUACCCGAUGGAGGAAGAGAAGGAGGCGGAAUUUGCAUCUCAGGUGUCAGAAUUGGCGGAGAUAUGCCGGAGAAUGGAUGAUGGGCUGAGCCCGUUACAAGUACAGAUUAGGGAGUUGUUCCAUAGACUUGUAAAAAGUCGUGCUACAAUGCUUGAUGUCCUCGAACAAGCCGCCAAGUCAGCAACUCCUGAUGUAUAAGAUACAAAUAAUUAAUCAUAAAGUUAAAAAAAAAAAAAAAUUAUUUUAUUUUAUUUUAUUUGUGUAAUGUAGAAUUUUGUCACAUGGGAAAUUUUAUUUUAUAAGCAUAUCAAAUGCUGGAAAAAAGGUUUAGAAACUUUAAAACAGAAAAAAAAACACAUUAAUGGGGAAUAGAGUUAGUAAUUGAGUACAGUGUGAUAUUACUAAUUAGGAAGUUUUUGGGUAUUGCCCAUAUACUUGUUACAGAAAUUGACCAUUAUGAUUUGUUUGGAGUUGUAAAUGGUAAAAAAUAUAUCCAUAUAUAUAU
Amaranthus tricolor (Joseph's coat) is the source of this 1719-nucleotide messenger RNA. Its product is annotated as protein ROH1. The coding region runs from base 138 to 1412 and encodes 424 amino acids. NCBI's taxonomy places the organism in Eukaryota, Viridiplantae, Streptophyta, Magnoliopsida, Caryophyllales, Amaranthaceae. The record is from RefSeq and is a predicted model, not a curated record. The transcript is spliced from 2 exons.